AGAACCCUAAAGUUCGAGGAUUUUUCUUUGUGGUCAUGAAAUAUUUUGGGGGAUUGUUUGGCGCUUAGAGCAAUGCAUCCAAUGCCGGCCGCGAUUGUGUCGCCUCUUCGCGUCUACGCGCACAAUCCGGAGGCGCCGGUGUGUUCUUCGUCAUCUGUGGUAGCGGCGGUGGUGAGCUAUGGAAAGAUUACGCACAAUGCAGGGCUUCUGCGAUUUGGAAUCCGAUGCAAGAGGAGGAGGGGAGUUCUUGUGGCCAUGGCCUCGGCGGCCGCGGCAGAGCCUUCUUCUCCGGAGGUAAUCACGACUCCCAAGGGAUUGCAAGUCCAGGAGACGCAGAACGAUGGUAAUGCUCGGGUUCGCUUGAAAGUAAGAGUUCCGGGGAAUCUCUGCAAGGAAAUUUACGAUGAAACCCUGCUGGAUUUUAGCAAGAAAGUGAAGGUGAAAGGUUUUCGUCCUGGAAAAGUUCCAGAGUGGGUUUUGCUCAGUCAAAUUGGGCAGAAGCGUGUCGAGUCGGAGGCGGUGAAGUUGAUCCUGGAGAAAACUCUCCCCGAAGCUAUGGCUUCCGUUGCUGGACGAGCACUGAAAGAUUCAGAAGAGAUUGUCACGAAAUUCGAUUCGCUGCUGGCAGCCUUCACGCCAACUUCUCCUCUAAGUUAUCAUGUUGCAGUGGAUGUUAUACCGGAUGUGGAGUGGACAUCAAAGGACGCUUACAAACAUAUGGUGCUAGAAGUUGAAGGUCGCGACGAUAUUGGUGUUCAAAAUGCUGCCGAUGCUGAGCUUGCAUCGCGACACAAGGAUUUGGGAUCCUUGAGAGUUGUAACUGGUAGAGGAUUGGAGAUGAACGAUGUCGUUAUUAUUGAUAUUUCGGCUGCUCGCAUAAACAGUGAUGGAACAAUUGGCGACAAGAUUCUAUCAUGCACACAGAAAGGAUUUAGUUUGGACACGGAGGAGAGCACUUCUUAUAUACCAGGGCUUGUUCAAAACAUGAUGGACCAGAAAGGUGGCGAAACUCGCACUUUUGAUCUUGUUUUUCCUCCAGACUGGAAUCAGGAGCACCUUCGUAACAUCAAAGCGCGAUUCACUGUGGAAUGCAAAGAAGUCUUCCUGAGGGUAGUACCUGAUCUAAAUGACGAAAUUGCGGAAAAGCUUGUUGAAGGAUGCAAGACAUUAGAGCAGGUGAAGCAAGCUUUGCUCAAAAAGCAUCAGCUCAUUGAGGAAAAUAACAGAAAGAAUGCAGCCAGGGGAGCAGUACUUGAAAAACUUUCCAAGAUAGCAAAGAUUCAAGUUCCAAAAUCCUUACUAGAGGAGCAGGGCCGACAAAUAUAUGCCGCCAAGCUUAUGGAGUUGCACAUCAAACAACGGUUUGACAAGAAGCAAAUGGAGCCGCUCACUAGCGAAGAAAUGGUGAACAACUUUAUUCGUGUCAAGCACGAUGAGAUAUCGGCUACAGUGAGGCAAUCCAUCGCCGUGGCAGAGGUUUUCAGGCUUGAAAAGCUUCAGUACACGAGGGAUGAGCUAGAAGCGGAGGUAAAGUCCGCUAUUGACGAGUUCAAGAUCUACAACCAAGAAUACGACGAAAAGAAAGUGAGAGAACAGGCGCAAGAGAUGCUUGAGGGUGCCAAAGUCUUGGAUUGGCUACUGGAGCAAGCGGACAUCAGAUACGUAACUACUAAGUAGAUAGUGAUUUGCUUCGUCCGGACAAACGUUUUGGCUUGUAAUCGCAGCUUUUUGGAGGGUUUCCAUUUUGCUUAA
Molecule: messenger RNA, 1752 nt
Organism: Selaginella moellendorffii
Lineage: Eukaryota; Viridiplantae; Streptophyta; Lycopodiopsida; Selaginellales; Selaginellaceae
Product: trigger factor-like protein TIG, Chloroplastic
Exons: 13
Coding region: 73-1677 (534 amino acids)
Biological process (GO): 'de novo' cotranslational protein folding; protein transport; protein unfolding
Molecular function (GO): peptidyl-prolyl cis-trans isomerase activity; protein folding chaperone; ribosome binding
Source: RefSeq, a predicted model, not a curated record